UUCGAAAUCACGUUAUAUCGCCUGCGAUUCCUGAGAAUCAUAUUUCAUAACCAAUAAAAUAGCAAUUAAUGUUAGUAUAUCUUGGAAACGUGUUUUAUAUAAAGUGUACAUAAAUCAUAAAUACUAUGGAAGAAAGAAUGGAAAAUAUAGAUGAAAGACCAACAGAAAAGUCUGAAAGGAGAGAAGAACCUGUAAAUUAUUUAAGGAAUCUAAUUAACUGCUUAAGAAAUACGAAUCGCUUCUUCAAGAUCUAUUGGAAGAUUAUUUUUGCACUUCUAUGGGCGCUUUUUCUUUUACCUUUUCCCUUGAUUUACGAUUACUCGGAAGUUAGAUGUGCAUAUGUAGUAUUACUGAUGGGUGGUUAUUGGGUUACCGACUGCUUUCCUAUGGCAGUAACAUCACUCAUUCCAGUUGUCAUGUUCCCAGCUUUGGGCAUACUCAGCACGGCGGAUACAUGCGCCUGUUACAUGAACGAUACAAUAAUGGUCUUCAUCGGCGGUUUAAUUCUUGCUAUCGCCAUUGAGCACAGCAAUCUCCAUCUUAGGAUUGCUCUCGGAGUCAUGAAAACGGUUGGUUGCAGCCAUGCAAAAUUGCUCGGUGGUUUAUGCGUGGUCACAACUUUUAUAUCCAUGUGGGUAUCAAACACCGCAGCCACCGCUAUGAUGGUGCCCAUAAUAUUUGCCGUUUUGCGGGAGUUGGAACAAGCUGGUUUGGGCGCUUUGUUCAAAACAGAAGUUGAUUUAGACAGACCAGACAUACCGCCUGAGAUAAGACCAACGAAACUAACAAAAGCGUAUUUAUUGGCGGCGGCUUAUUGUUCGACGUUUGGCGGUACAGGAACAUUAGUAGGAACUGGCACAAAUCUAACUUUCAAAGGAAUCUAUGAAAGUACGUUUCCAGAGGCUGAAGGAAUUAGUUUUACAGAUUGGAUGGUAGCAUCUUUUCCUCAGAUGGUUGUAAAUUCUUUCCUCACCUGGUUGUAUGUACGAAUCGCUUUUUUGGGAUAUUUAAGACCACACAGUAAGGACGCUCAAGUCGGAAGAGAAGGUGAAACUGUCACAAAUCAAGUUAUACAACAGAGAUACAAGAAUUUGGGUCCCAUAACUUUUCAUGAAAUUGGAGUAGCCACUUUAUUCUUCACAUGCGUGUUUCUUUGGAUAUUUCGCAAACCUGGUUUCAUCCGUGGAUGGUCGGAAGUGAUUACUGAUAUAGAUGUUAGAGAUUCAGUGCCCGUGAUAUUCGUCUCCAUCCUGAUGUUUUUCAUCCCAAAGGAUCCUAGCUUCAUCUAUAGUUAUAGUCAAGAUCCCGCUAAAAGGCCAAAAAGAUCUUCAGAAGGUUUAAUUACAUGGAAGGUAAUCGAAACUAAGAUGCCAUGGAGUCUAAUGUUCCUAUUGGGUGGCGGUUUCGCAAUCUCAAGAGGAAGUGUAGCAUCGGGUAUGGCAAAACGAGUCGGUGAAGCUCUAGUACCACUUCGUUAUUUACCACCCAUUGUAAUACUUGCUGUUGUGUGCUUCUUCGAAGGCCUUAUAACGGAGUUUACCUCAAAUGUGGGAGUGGCGAAUAUCACUCUACCAGUGAUAGCGCAGAUGUGCGUAGCAAUGGAAAUACAUCCUAUGUACUUAAUGAUACCAGCUACCCUGAUGUGUUCAUUUUCAUUUCGCUUACCGGUUGGCACACCACCCAACGCAAUUGUAACAAUCGCAGGACAUAUCCCUACAAGUUGGUUGAUUGCUGGAGGCUGUGCACCCGCGAUUUACAGUUUGAUAGUAGAAGUCAUUUUCUUCCCUACAUGGGGUGUUUUCGUUUACGGAAUUAAAGAUUUUCCUGCUUGGGCCAGAUAUGUCCAAAUGGAAAAUAACACAGAUGUGCUUCGUUAAUUAA
Molecule: messenger RNA, 1881 nt
Organism: Mycetomoellerius zeteki
Lineage: Eukaryota; Metazoa; Arthropoda; Insecta; Hymenoptera; Formicidae
Product: protein I'm not dead yet-like
Biological process (GO): transmembrane transport; succinate transport; citrate transport
Cellular component (GO): plasma membrane
Molecular function (GO): succinate transmembrane transporter activity; citrate transmembrane transporter activity
Source: RefSeq, a predicted model, not a curated record